This is a messenger RNA of Argiope bruennichi, 2838 nucleotides long. RefSeq lists its product as uncharacterized. The transcript has 5 exons. Lineage: Eukaryota; Metazoa; Arthropoda; Arachnida; Araneae; Araneidae. Bases 150 to 1889 code for a protein of 579 amino acids. The record is from RefSeq and is a predicted model, not a curated record.
AUAUGAAAACACAACAGAUAUUGCUAGACAUGAGAAUGAAUCUUGUUUAAUUAUAUAGUGUUAACCGGUAAAAGUACUUUUCAUCUUAAGAUAAGUUACCUCAAGUAUCUGUAUGGCCGAUUUGUUAGGAUCUUUUUUGGUGGCUGAAAAUGCUAUUGGAUGAUUCUAUUGAAUUGGAUUAUUAUAAUUAUUCAGCCAGUGCUGAGCCUUUGCCAAUGAACUGGGACCUAGAUCUGUCAAAAAUCUGGAUUCCUUCUAGUUUGUUACCAAAUAGAAGGAAACAGAUGAGUGCAAAUGAGAACAAGUCUUUUGUUUCACACACUCUGGUAAAACCUGAUUAUAGCAACACAUUUUCAGUUUAUGCUGAUGAAUGUCUCCAGUAUCAUGAAUCUCAAACAUCAUCUGCUGUACCAUAUAAAAUUUCUCAUCAUAAUUUAAAGAAUAAUGACAUCGAUAAACUUCAUGCACCACUAGCACUGCCAUCGUCCCAAAAUACUGUGAAAUGGAAUGAAAAAUCAGAUACUGAGAAUAAGAAAGAAAUUUCCCAAGGGCCUUCUGUAAAUAAUACCAAACUAAAGGAUUUUUUAAGAAAUUCUCAACAUGAUGAUUCAGUGAUUAGAAAUGCUGCCCGUUGUGGAAAGAAAACAUCAGAUACUUAUUUAGAGCAAAAGAUCAGAGGUAAACCAUCACUUGAGGAUCUGACACACAGAAUGGCUGAAAUAUUGUCAGAAGAUGAACCUUUUAAAGAAAAUUGGCACCAUGAGGAUGUUAUUAACACAAAUGCUGGCGCUACUGCUCCUAUACUUGAUAGCAUUCCGCCUAGUGCAAAAGAUUCGCUAGAAGAACUUUACUUUUCUGAUGAAGAUGAAAAUGAAUUUGAUAUUGAAGAAUACAAACUUGGAAACGUAGAAAUCAAAUUUCCAGUAAAUGAACAUACACAUAAUAUUCAUAUUAAUAAUUCUUAUAUUCAAGAGCUACCAUCUGAAUGUUUUGUGAAUAAUUUGCAGGGUUUGGAACUAACUAAGAACAGCAGUGAUAAAAUUGUCCGUCAGCCCUACGAAGAAAUAGAGAAAAUUCCAAGUGAAGAACAAAAGGUUACGUUUGAUCAGAGAGAAAAACACGAAUUGAAGGAAAUAGAGUCUGUAGAUCAUACAAAAGAUUUUGUACAAAAACUGCCAAAUUCUGAAGGGGAAUGGCAAGAUACUACAGAACAAGUUGUAGAAUAUUUACCUGUUGCAUAUAAAAGACCUCCUCUUAAAGAACAUGUUAAUAAAAUGAAACCACAAAAAGAAAAGAAAAAGGCGAAAAAAGGGAAAAUAAACAUACCUUUAGAAGAUUUAUUUCAGAAAGAAGAAACUGACAGAUUUAAAAUUCCUGAGGUUGAUGAAUUUUAUGAAAAUCUAGUUCGUCAAGGAAAGUGUAAACCACGUAAUCAGGUGGCUAAUAGGGAUGAAUAUCCUUUCGUAAACCUUUCAGAAAAGCUGAUAACUAAUUCCAUUGAAUUUUCGACUAAAAACUCUCCGGAUAAAUUGCAACAUUUAUUUUGGGAUUCUGCGCAAGUGAACCUGAGUAAUGAACCUCAAUUCAUUUCGCCAGAUAAAUGUAUAAGAAAGGAGGAAAAAGGUGAAAAGCAUGAAUUAGAUGUUUCAUUAGAUACACUAAUUAUUGAUAACAUACCUUUAAAUGUAUCGAAAGAAAACAUUGAAAGUUUCGUUUUGGGAUUUGGAGAACUGAAAAACCUGACUAUCGAACACUGUGGAAAGUUUCAAAGAGCUAAAUUACAAAUGGACGCCAUAUGUGAUGUUGACUGGAUCAUUGAUUGCCUAAAUGACAGCCAACCUUUUGGAAGCUCCGAUGCAGAAUUGAUUAAAUGUUAUCGACAAACAUAGCAAAGCAAAGAUUGUGGGCUGAAUGAUUAGCAAAACAAUUUCCUUAAAUCAUCAAAGCUUUUAUCUGUUUAUUUUUUUUAAAAAAAAAUGUAUUUCUUGACUUUUAAGAAUAUUUUUAAUAAUCAUGAAUUUAUAUCAUUUUAUCCUGUUAUGUGUAAAUAUAUUUUUACAAAAAUGAAAUCUUGUACUAUUUUAUCUCUCAAUCAGAUCAUUGCUUUUUCGUUUAUAGUAAGAGGAACUUAUUCAGAACUAACCGCCUUUGGCAACAGCUUGUUCUCAUAGAUUAUUGAUUUUUUAGUUGUUAAAUGAUUUAUAUAGAAGGCAUGUGUGUUUUUAAAAAUUCACCUUGUUGUUUAAUAUGACUAAAAAACUGAAAUUCAAUGGAAUGAAUUUACUAUGAAUUAUAAAAUGUAUAUAUUACGAAAUAAAAACGGAAUCCUACUGUGAAGUUGAUAAUUGGCAAAAGCAUGCAAAUUUAAUGGAUACGAGUUUUAAUUCCUUCAUAUCAUUUAAAAAUAUUGUAUCAGAUCAAUUGUGCAUCAUAUUGGUUUUAAAAAACUAUUAAAAUUAAGGGAAAAUUGUGCAGAAAAAAAAAUCAUAUCAUUGAAAAGAUAAUUUUUUGAACUUUAAGAUAAUACAAAGACCAUUUUUUGGAAAAUAAUUGUUUUGGUAUUAUUUGGUAAUAAUUGUUUUCUUGAUUUCUUUUAUAUCUUCUUUUCUCUGACUGAACACAUUAUUUGGUAACUUGGCUAAUCAUCUGCAGAAAAUUUCUUAUAAUAUUUUGCAACUCCAAUAAUUUACUAAGUGAAGCAUUAAAUUCAAUGCAACUGUUAAAACAUUUUUGAAACUUGAAAAUAUGAAAUGGGAUGUAUAGCAACAAUAGUUAUUAUCCUGUGUCAUGAUUAAAAUAAAGUUUAAUGAAGUAGUAUGAAAUUCGUACGAUGAUUUG